AUGCUUGGCUCCAGGGCGGUUACCCGUCUCGUCGCUGAGGCGGCGUCAGUCGCUAACGCUGCUGGCCAGCCUGGCAAAUCGUCAGGGAUCGUGAACCGACGGCUGCACCAGCUUCAAGGUCACUCUCAGGACAAGCAGAGACGCCCGCAGGACCACGCAGCGGCUACCGACUCGCCGCCACCUCGGCCUCCCUUGGCACCCAGCAUCGAGCGACGAGAGCCGUCAGACGCUCCCUCUCCGGCAGCAUCCAGCAUCGUCAAGAGGCGCGACCCUGCUUCGACCAAGCGCAUCGCACCAAUCGACGCCACGAUCCAUGCCACCGCCAGACGCAGGGCGGCCUCGGCCCGGCCCAGUACUUCGAGUCAGAGUGAUGGUCCCGCUUCGACGACGUCCGGACAGCGCAAGCAACGCAGCGCGACGGCUAAGACAGCUGGGUCUCCUUCAUACGGAGGACAUGCCCCGUCAAAUCAAGGGAGCGGCCAGCAGGUCGAGGCCGCCAUCGUGGCUGACGGCGCUAAGGAUCUGUCAGAGGCCUCGACCGACACCUCCUCUGGCGUCACCGCCAACCGUGCAUCGCCCGUCGCUGGAAGCUCCUCGAUCCUCGAUCGGUUCAAGUCGCAGCUGCUCGGAUCGCUCGAACAGCAAUCCAAAAGACAGCAUGAGCCGCGGCCGGAACACGAAGAAGAAUCCGACAGAGAGUACAAGGAAUUGGUCGGCAUGGUCAACAGGGAAAUGGGAGAGGCUCAUGAGCGGAUGGCAUCUGCCUCUGAGGCAGACAAUCCGUUGUGGACCGUCUCGCCAACACGCCCGACUCUCGACGAGAUCCAGAAUGCCGCCAAGGAUGGCUUCGCCAGUCAGUACAAGUCCAGCACCGCCUGGGACCCCCAGAAGGACUAUGCCAUGAUCCCCAAUGGUCCGGAGGUCGUGUCCGAGACGGAGCAGGUCCUUCGCAAAGACCGCAAGCACAUCACGAUGAUCAUCGAUGGAGACAACCUCAAGUUCCAGCCUCGGCACAUGCGCCUCGGUCACAAAGGAGGCGUGUUUGCCUACAACGAGCUCAAGCGGCUCGUUGCCCGGAAGCACUCCCUCAACCCAGACACGCUCGACCUGCGCCUCCGCAUCUUCGCCGUGUACCCCUGGCUGGUCAAGUUUCUCGAGCGCGCGGGACUCGUCGCGCGCUUCGUCGCCAUGGAGUUUUUCGAGGGACUCGCCGAUGCCAACCCGCACAACUACAUCGUCAAUGUGCGCAAAGACGAGCAGGCCGCCGACAAGCGCGUCAAGGUGGCGCUGGCCGAUGCCGUCAGGGACCCAGACUGCUUCCGCGUCUACCUCGGAGGGAUCGACGACUUUGGCUACAUGCCCGAUCUGCGGACGCUGUACGACUUUAAAUACCUGCCGGGCAAGGUGCACCUGAUCCAGGUGCCCAGCCACGCGGCCAAAUCGCGCAUCUACAAGGAGAUGGCGGCUAGCAUGGUGGAUCUCGACUACAUCUUUCUCGGCCCGUCGAGUAACGCAGCCAUCCAGCGUUUGGCUGACAAGGACCAGGUGCUGAGGGCGGCCUCAACAUUCAAGGAGCACGACGUCCCCUGCGCCUACCAUCACCUUAGCAAAACGGGCUGCCUCCACGAGGCCUGCGGCUUCAGCCACAAACCGAUCUCGCAGGAGCAAAAGGAAGAAAUGCGGCGCUACCUCAAGCAGCGUAGAUGCAGCCACGUCGCGCGCGGCGAGGUGUGCAAGUACGGUGACGACUGCUUGUUUGGGCAUUGA
Messenger RNA from Pseudozyma flocculosa PF-1, 1767 nucleotides. RefSeq lists its product as uncharacterized. NCBI's taxonomy places the organism in Eukaryota, Fungi, Basidiomycota, Ustilaginomycetes, Ustilaginales, Ustilaginaceae. The transcript is spliced from 5 exons. The record is from RefSeq and is a predicted model, not a curated record. Gene Ontology annotation, molecular function: metal ion binding. The coding region runs from base 1 to 1767 and encodes 588 amino acids.